Molecule: messenger RNA, 1016 nt
Organism: Cottoperca gobio
Lineage: Eukaryota; Metazoa; Chordata; Actinopteri; Perciformes; Bovichtidae
Product: proteasome subunit alpha type-4-like
Exons: 9
Coding region: 155-940 (261 amino acids)
Biological process (GO): ubiquitin-dependent protein catabolic process
Cellular component (GO): proteasome core complex; proteasome core complex, alpha-subunit complex
Source: RefSeq, a predicted model, not a curated record
CGGAAGGUGGCGCUGCUGAGCGGCAACUUCACUGCCACCGGAUCCCGGUGUUAGUGAGGAAACAUUAAACUGAAAGUAGUGUACCUCUCAGUCUGUGGAAAACUACGCUAACUUAGACCUUUCCAUCUAAGGACCGGUUCAGUGACGGGAAAAUAUGUCUCGUAGAUAUGAUUCCAGAACAACCAUAUUUUCUCCUGAAGGACGCCUGUAUCAGGUGGAGUAUGCAAUGGAGGCGAUCGGUCACGCUGGAACAUGUCUGGGGAUUCUAGCAAAUGAUGGAGUGCUGUUAGCAGCUGAGCGACGCAACAUCCACAAACUGCUUGACGAGGUUUUCUUCUCUGAGAAGAUCUACAAGCUCAAUGACGACUUGGCCUGCAGCGUUGCUGGGAUCACAUCAGAUGCUAAUGUACUGACAAAUGAGCUGCGGCUAAUUGCACAGAGGUAUUUAUUGCAGUACCAGGAGCCGAUACCCUGCGAGCAGUUGGUGACAGCCCUGUGUGACAUCAAACAGGCAUACACACAGUUUGGAGGUAAGAGGCCGUUUGGUGUUUCUCUGCUCUACAUGGGCUGGGACAAACAUUACGGCUUCCAGUUGUACCAGAGUGACCCCAGCGGCAACUAUGGAGGCUGGAAAGCAACCUGCAUUGGCAACAACAGCGCUGCUGCAGUGUCCAUGUUGAAGCAGGACUUCAAAGAGGGUGAGAUGAGUCUGUCCUCCGCUCUGGCUUUGGCUGUCAAAGUCCUCAACAAAACAAUGGAUGUCAGCAAGCUCUCAGCAGAGAAAGUGGAAAUUGCAACCCUGACACGGGAAGAUGGGAAAACAAAAAUCAAGGUGCUGAAACAGAAAGAAGUCGAGGAACUUAUCAAGCGACACGAGGCAGAGGAGGCCAAGACUGAAAAAGACAAGAAGGAUAAGGAGCAGAGGGAGAAGGACAAAUAAGCACAAUAUUUUUUUUUCCCUCCUGUCACCAAAUCCUGUAUUGUUUUGUCUUUUACAUUAAAAGUUUGCAAACUGA